UUGACCACAGUCAGGAUCCGUCUCUGCGGGUUUUGUCGCGUUAAUCGGAGGAACCAGCAGAGGAACCAGCUGCAGGUCUCCAGAGCGGGUCCCAGCUGCUGUCCAGGCCGGAGGAGAGCAGCCGAAGCCCCGCAGAGAUGCCCGAGACGGAGAGUUACUCCAACCCUCUGGCCCCUGAGGGCCACGAGCUGGACGACCACAGAGCGGCGGCUCAGUCCAAACUGACCAAUGAUGACUUCAGGAAGCUGCUGAUGACGCCGAGGGCGACGCCCUCCUCAGCCCCGCCCUCUAAAUCCAGACACCACAGAAUGCCGAGGGACUACAACGAGGACGAGGAUCCUGCAGCGAGGAGGAGGAAGAAGAAGAGCUACUAUGCUAAGCUACGUCAGCAGGAGAUGGAGCGAGAGAGAGAGCUGGCCGAGAAAUACCGCGACCGAGCGAGAGAGAGAGAGCGCCGAGAUGGCGUCAACAAGGACUACGAAGAAACCGAACUCAUCAUCAGCACCACCGCCAACUACAGAGCUGUGGGCCCCACGGCCGAGGCAGACAAGUCGGCAGCAGAGAAACGUCGUCAGCUGAUCCAGGAGUCGAAGGGGGGGGGUGGUGACAUGGAGCACACUCACUUGGUGAAGGGUCUCGACUUCGCUCUGCUGCAGAAGGUGAGAGCUGAGAUCACCAGUAAAGAGAAAGAAGAAGAAGACAUGAUGGAGAAAGUCCAGAAAGAGGCCAAGAAAGACGUGGAGCCGGAGGAGAAGAUCGAGUUUAAGACUCGUCUGGGUAGGAACAUUUACCGUGUGGUGUUCAGGACGGGUCAGGUGGAGAGGAACGAGCUCUUCUUGCCGGGUCGGAUGGCGUACGUGGUCGACCUGGACGAUGAGUUCACUGACACCGACAUCCCGACGACUCUGAUCCGCAGCAAAGCCGACUGUCCGAGCAUGGAGGCUCAGACGACUCUCACCACCAACGACAUCGUGAUCUCUAAGCUGACUCAGAUCCUGUCCUACCUCCGGCAGGGGACGCGCCACAAGAAGGUGAAGAAGAAGGACAAAGGUAAACUGGAUGAUAAGAGAGCUCCGGAGGCUGAUCUCAGUAUCUUUGAGGACAUCGGGGACUACAUCCCGUCCUCCACCUCGUCCUCCAAACCUCCCAAAGACAAAAGACAGACACCGGAGAGAGACAGGGACUUUUUGAACCGCGAGAGAGACAGGGAGAGAGAGAGAGACAGGGACAGGGGGAGAGUCCUGGAGGUGGACGCAGGAAAAAAAUAA
This is a messenger RNA of Plectropomus leopardus (leopard coralgrouper), 1268 nucleotides long. NCBI's taxonomy places the organism in Eukaryota, Metazoa, Chordata, Actinopteri, Perciformes, Serranidae. The record is from RefSeq and is a predicted model, not a curated record.